AUGAAGAAGAAGGGGGGCGGGUCGCAGUCGCACAAGUGGAUUGUUUUGGAUUCAACGGGUCAAGAAAUAGUUCUAGAUGUCGACAAAUGCGCAAUCAUGCAUCGCGUGCAAAUACACGCUCGUGAUCUUCGCAUUCUCGACCCGCUCUUGUCAUACCCACCCACCAUCCUCGCCCCGCACGGAGCCAUUAUUCUCAAUUUGGAACAUAUCAAGGCCAUAAUCACAUUGAAAGAGGUUUUGCUUCGCAAUCCGUUGGACGAGAAUGUGGUUCCUAUCGUAGAAGAACUCCGAAGGCGAUUGAAACCACAAAUUGAUAAUCGGGAAGCUAACGGUGAUGGCUCUUCACAUAUUGGUGAAGAUGAUUCUCCAUUCGAGUUUCGAGUACUGGAGGUGGCAUUGGAAUCUAUCUGUAGUUUCCUUUCUGCUCGCACAAUUGAACUCGAGACUGAAGUUUACCCAUCUUUGGAUAGGCUUACCUCAAAAAUUUGUAGUCGUAAUCUAGAACGUGUACGCGAGUCAAAGAGUGAAAUGGCUCAGUUGACUGCUCGUGUUCAAAAGCUGCGAGACGAACUAGGGCAGCUUCUGCACGAGGAUGGUGACAUGGCCGAACUCUACUUGUCGCGGAAGUUGGCUAGUGCAACCGUGCCCGGAGAUGAAAAUGAUGUUGAUGAAGUUGAAAUGCUUCUUGAGACAUAUUACAUGCAAAUAGAUGACACAUUGAAUAAAUUGACUACGCUAGGGAAACAUAUUGAUAAUGCCAAUGCUUAUGUGAGAAUCAAGCUAGAUAAAGAUCGGAAUCGUCUGAUUCAGUUGGAUCUGAUUCUCAACACCGGAAACCUAUGUUUAGACAUAAGCUCUUUGGUAGCUGGAAUAUUCGGUAUGAACAUUCCAUACACAUGGAACACCAAUCAUGGAUACAUGUUUAAAUGGGUGGUCAUCUGCAGUGUGAUGUUUAGCUCGCUUCUGUUUUGCAUUAUAAUGUUUUUCUCCUACUGGAAAGGCCUUCUCGGAUCUUGAUGUUCCAACCAUAGUAAGGGAUUAAUUGCAUUUAUA
Messenger RNA from Salvia hispanica, 1053 nucleotides. RefSeq names its product magnesium transporter MRS2-I-like. Gene Ontology annotation, molecular function: magnesium ion transmembrane transporter activity. The record is from RefSeq and is a predicted model, not a curated record. NCBI's taxonomy places the organism in Eukaryota, Viridiplantae, Streptophyta, Magnoliopsida, Lamiales, Lamiaceae. Gene Ontology annotation, biological process: magnesium ion transport.